UGUCCAGAGUUGUUGUCGGGCAAGUGGGUGGUACUGCGCGUUUCAGUGUUUUAUUGUCGCUUGGGUUGAGGUGUGUUGGGUGCUGUUUUGGAACAUUUUCGCCUGGAGGUGGGGGUGUGCGGAAUAUUUAAUAGAGGUGCGAGCAGUGAGCCAUGGCGGAGGCGCCAGACAUCAGCGGUAACGUGACGCCCGGCGGUGGGGCCCAGGUCAAGAUCGGAAACUACAUCCUGGGCGAUACCAUUGGCAAGGGUACCUUUGGCAAGGUCAAAUUUGCUGUUCAUCAGAAGACGCAGAAUCGGGUGGCUGUGAAGAUUCUUAACCGGGAGAAAAUCAAGAAUCUGGAUGUUGCUGGAAAAAUUAAGCGUGAAAUCCAAAAUCUUAAGCUCUUCCGACACCCCCAUAUCAUCAAACUGUACCAAGUCAUCAGCACCCCCACCGACAUCUUCAUGGUGAUGGAGUUUGUGUCGGGCGGAGAACUGUUCGAGUACAUCAUCAAACACGGCAAGCUGAAGGAGCAGGAGGCCCGACGCUUCUUCCAGCAGAUCAUCUCGGGCGUGGACUACUGCCAUCGUCACAUGGUCGUCCACCGCGACCUCAAGCCGGAGAACCUGCUGCUCGACUCCAACCGCAACGUCAAGAUCGCCGACUUCGGCCUCUCAAACAUGAUGAAGGAUGGCGACUUCCUGUCCACGUCUUGCGGAUCUCCCAACUACGCGGCGCCCGAGGUGAUCUCGGGCAGCAUGUACGCUGGGCCAGAGGUGGACGUCUGGUCGUGUGGCGUCAUCUUGUACGCACUGCUAUGCGGCACGCUGCCCUUCGACGACGACCACGUACCCACCCUCUUCACCAAGAUCAAAAAGGGCGUGUUCCCAAUCCCGGACUACCUGAACAAGUCUGUGGUCUCGCUGCUCUGCCACAUGCUGCAGGUGCAGCCCAUGUGCCGAGCCACCAUCGAGGACGUGAGGAACCACGAGUGGUUCCAGCAGGACCUCGCCGCCUAUUUGUUCCCGGAGCCCUCGGAGCAGGACUCGUCCAUCAUUGAUCAGGAUGUGGUGGCCGACAUAUGCACGAAAUUCAACGUGUCGCCCGACGAGGUGCACGCGGCGCUGCUGUCGGAGGACCCGCAGGACCAGCUGGCAAUCGCCUACCACCUGCUCAUCGACAACAAACGACUGGCGGGCGAGCCGGAGAAGUUCGAGAUGCGCGACUUUUACGGCCCGAACUCCCCGCCGCUCACGGCGCCCGUGAAGGUCGGCCCGCUCGGUAACCCGCUGCCGUCCGCCGAGCCGGCCGGACGGCCCCACCCGGAGCGAAUACCGCCGUUGCGGGCCGAGCCGCCGGCGGCAGGGCCGGGGGAGGGCGGUCGGCCGGUCAGCGCGCCGCUCAAGCGGGCCAAAUGGCACCUCGGCAUCCGGUCCCAGAGCAGGCCGCUCGACAUCAUGCACGAGGUGUACCGCGCCAUGCAGUCGCUCGACUACACAUGGAAGACCAUCAACAACUUCUCAGUUCGCGUGAAGCACCUGAACCCGGUGACGGGUCGCUACGUGAAGAUGGCGCUGCAGCUGUACCAGGUGGACGGGCGCAGCUACCUGCUCGACUUCAAGUCGAUCCCCAGCGACGACUCUGCGCCGCCGGCCGCCAGCGCCGCCGCCGGCGCCGCCAUCCCGUCCGUGGAGAUCUGGCCGCCGGUGAACGGGCUGGACGAGAGCGAACAGCCGGCGGCCCAGCCUGCAGCCGGCCUCCUCACCGGUCAGCCGGCCUCCGCGGGAGCCUCGUCCGCCUCCGGAGGAGCCUCGUCAGCCUCCAGCGUCGCCAGCUACUCGUCGUCGAGCUCGUCGGGUGCGGAGGAGACGGGCCCGCGGCCGGUCUCGGCGCCGGCCGGCACGCGCGACGGCCGUCUCUCGCAGCAGAGCUCGGCGGACGCUGCCGCCCCAGCCACGGGCGCCCGCCACUACACCAUGGAGUUUUUCGAGAUGUGCUCGGCGCUCAUCACACAGCUGGCCCGCUAGGCGGCGCUGUCCGUCUGUGGCGGCCGCCAAAGGUGGCGUCGCGGCGGCCUGUUGGAAAACUGCGACGCAAGGAUCGGAGAGUAGCGGACAUGAAGCUCCGAAAGCGUGGGGUUCGCGUAGUGGUACUGCGGCACUCGAAUGCUCACCAUUAACUUGAGGAACUUGGAGCAACGUGUGGUUUGGGUGUUGUGAGCAAUUGUGUCCCGUUUUGGUGAAAGUUAAUUGUCCUGCUGUGCCUGGCGCCGUAAUCGUACGAUAACACGGGCCUGUUCGCCCUGUCAUUAGCGAUCGUUUUACUAAUCUGUGAGUAGUUAGUCGUCUCGCGCAUGUAAUCCGCCGCAAACCGUAGAUUGAACACCCUUCGCGUCGUGAGAUGUUGUGCCGAUACCCACAUGAGUGCAAUGGUAACGUAACCUGGGCGCAUCGGUUGAUUUGACAUUUGAUUUUAGCGGCCAGGUAUGGGUGGUGCUGCCAGUGCUGAGGGGUGGGGACACGGCGCCGCGCCCGUCGCUCCGGGCGGGGCGUCAGGUGCGGUGUGGGUGGUGCUGCCCGUGCUGAGGGGCGAGGACACGGCGUCGCACCCGUCGCUCCGGGCGGGGCGUCAGGUGCGGUGUGGGUGGUGCUGCCCGUGCUGAGGGGCGAGGACACGGCGUCGCACCCGUCGCUCCGGGCGGAGCGUCAGGUGUGGCGCGGCCUUUGAGUCCGCUCGGGAGGGGUAGGGCGACCGCGUGGGCCUACCAUCCGGGGCUGUGUGCCUGUAGGCUGUUCGGACGGCGGGGGGGGGGGAGGGGAGACGCACCAACCCUGUCGUGGAUGUGCCGGGAUGAGGGGCGGUCUGUUGUGCGUGAGUCUGCUGCGCUAGAAUGGAGAGGCUGUGUCGGCGUGCCAUUUUAGAGGCUUAUUGGGCGCAUGGUGUGUGCUCUCGCGCGGGGAAGACUGUCGGCGCUCGGCGAGAUAGACGGUAGAAACACCAAUCCCCGCACCGCGUCCUUCGCGUCGAGUUUUAUCCACUGAAGAACGGAUUUGGUUGUGACGAAUGAUGGGCUCCCGCGUUCUUCCGCGCUGAAUGGCAUUUUCCCUCUGAAUGAAGCCGUCGUGCUCAGUUGUGUGCCCCGCGCGGAGUGAGAGCGAUUUUGGAGUAACUACGGUUAGGUCGAGCGUCGUCCACGGGUGGAAUGGCCGGUCGGAGUUGGUGCCUCUUCGACGCCCGUGGUCUGCGUUGACCGGGCAUUUUAGUGUGGCGCGCGGGGUCGACAAAGACUCGCUCGGUAGAUUUAACAUCGCGCUCCGCAUGGCUGGUCCGCGCAUGGUGCAUGUGUGGCUGCAGACUGCCAGCUAGACAUGAUGAAUACACUGGGAUAGAUUGA
Molecule: messenger RNA, 3376 nt
Organism: Pollicipes pollicipes
Lineage: Eukaryota; Metazoa; Arthropoda; Thecostraca; Pollicipedomorpha; Pollicipedidae
Product: 5'-AMP-activated protein kinase catalytic subunit alpha-2
Exons: 16
Coding region: 153-2009 (618 amino acids)
Biological process (GO): protein phosphorylation; intracellular signal transduction
Cellular component (GO): cytoplasm
Molecular function (GO): protein serine/threonine kinase activity; ATP binding
Source: RefSeq, a predicted model, not a curated record